CCAUCGCGACGCAAGAUUCCCCCGGGAUUACUUCACAUUCUACACCCCGUGGACAGUCAAGAAAAACAGUAUGGGUUCCAGUCAACAAUUCUCUCUUAGGUGGAAUAAUUAUUUAAAACACAUUACUUGUGCUUUUGAUACAUUAAGGACAGAUGAGGAUCUCGUAGAUGUCACCCUGAGCUGCGAAGGCAAAAGGAUUAGGGCACAUAAAAUGCUUUUGUCAGCAUGUAGUACAUACUUUAGAGAUUUAUUUAAGGAAAAUCCGUGCCAGCAUCCCGUCAUAAUAUUUCGUAAUGUAAAAUUUGAUGAUCUGGCUGCCUUGGUAGAUUUUAUGUAUCAAGGCGAAGUAAAUGUUGUUCAGGAACAGUUAGCAAGCUUUCUCACAACAGCAGAACUCUUGGCGGUACAAGGCCUUACAGAUGGCACAGGAAAGGAUAACGAUAGUUUAGUAGAGGAUGACAUAGAAAUUCCUAACGAACCUGAAGUUCAACUGCAGAAUACUUCUGGCAAAUCCACAGGAGAUAGUAAGAGAAACAAAUCACCAUCCUCUCCGAUGCCAUAUCAUGCCAUCGAAUUGCAGCCCGAAGUGCCGCCAAACAAAAGAAGAAAAACUCGAGACAGCACGAACACAAAUACGGAAAAGAAUUCAGCAGGGAAUAAUGCGAAGGAUCCUGAUGGGAAAACGUUGGAAAAUCAGUCUGGCCCGGCCUCGGAUCCGGUCGAAAUAAUUCCCCUCAUGCCGAAUUUAAAAUUGGAGAUGCCCGAAUAUCUGGAACAAGAUGGUAGCAGUUGUAGUUAUGAGGAUCAGAGUAUAGGCGACAACACACUCAAUAAAAUUACAAUAGACGACACAUCGUCGAACACGCCUGAUCACGAACAGAAGCCAGACAUCAGUCAAACGUUUUACUCAAGUCAAUCGACAUCAGACGGUUUGGAUGGCAAACAUCAAGAUGUUGGACACCUGCUUUCUAAACCAAGUACCUCAGGAGAAAGAGUGACGCAGCAGGAAGCAUUACAGGGGGGGGUGGGACGCAAUCGGAAGCACGUUGGCGAUACAACUGGUCAGGUGGUGAUGCAGGGCCCGGGGCGUUUUCCGUGCCGGCUCUGCGGAAACGUUUACAGGCACCUUGCCUCGCUGACCCAGCACCUCGAAGUGCAUCGCAACCAGACUACCUGCAUCGUCUGCCACACCACUCUCAGUCGUAGAACCGACCUGCGGCGUCACAUGCGUCUGAAACACCAAAUACCUUUGCAAAAAACGAUCCACAGGCAGCGCAGCCCGAAAAGCGAAUUGGAUUCGUAGAUAAUCGCGCGUCGCACACUCUCGCGAGAGAGGGAUGACAGAUGUCCAUCGACCUGGCGAGUUUUUUGCCAGAUAUUGGCUCCGCGUUUGCUUAUGCGAGAUCUCUCCCUGUGUCGAUCGCGGCGGUGCCCCUCGUCACCUUAAUACUACGCGUUCGAAUUUCUCUCUUCCAUGUUUUUAUAAUCUAAUAACUUGAACUUAAUUUCGCUUCGCAAGAUAUUUCGCGCGAGAUUCUAAUUUCAAGAUAUUAAUUUGUAUAAAAAGUAGCAGAGAAAUAAGUGCUUGUAUUUUUCAAUUACAAACUGAUGUGUUUCGAAUUAAUUCUUCUGGAAAAAAAAGCAUUGCAGGUUGCGCCUAUUUGAUGAUAGUGUUAAGAUGACGAUCGUCCGAGCCAUUUAUCAUUUUUUCAAACGAAGAGAUGUAAGAACGAGGCUCUCGCAAUGAAAAACUUAUGUGCACCUUUUCUUACUAGUUUCUUCUCGAUAAUAAUUAAUGCGUGUAUAUUUGACACAUCGGAGAAAAUACGCUCUCCUCAGGAAAUACAUCAAUUGAAAAUUUGAAACAAAUAUUACUGUUGUGCUAAAAUCGUGUCGUAAAGAAAUUAUUGUCAAAUCUGAUGGAACAAACAUAGCGCGAGACAUUGAUCUUGCAUGCCACAUUUUUUCUUCCCAAACAAAUAAAAUAUAUACAGCAUUUUUUUACGUAUAUAAUUUUACAUUGUUCUCAGACUAAAUUCGAUUGUUGUUAUACGAGAGCAGAUUGAUUCAAUAAGAGUAACAAUGUAAUUAUCUAAACAUGAAUAUAAUUUAUUCAAAGAUCUCUAAGUCUGGCUAAUACGAUAGAUUUCUACUGAAGUAUUAAAUAUUUAUAUAAUCGUAAAAUAUAUAUAUUAUGCAUCUUUGUUGAUGACGCAUUUAGAUACGUUGAAAUCCGUAGAAUCGUCAGCGAUUCGCAGAUUUGUUACAUUUAACGAGUAUAAAAGCGGUGGGUGAAUGAAAUCGGAGAGCGAACCAGAAUAAAAAAUUCAUGUCCUAAAAUAGAUACAAUGAGAUAUUAAGAUAAAAUGUAUUUUUCGGCGAUCGAAGUGAUAGAGCUGAUUUAUAACGAGUAAAAAUAAUUACACGUGCGAUUCGUGUAUAUAUAUUUAUAAUCCGAUUUAAUUUAAAGUUCAUCGAUUCCGUUCACUUGCCGUGGUGAAACUAGACAGAAUGUAUUUGACGUAGGUAGCAAUGAAGAAAUUUUGUCUUCGCAGAGAGAAAGAAAACACGGCUCUAGAAUAUACAUAUAUUGCUAUAUAUUUCAGAUACACUCUGUAAUUACUAAUUUACCGAAAGGUAGCGAAUAGAUGCGCUUUGAUGUUUGUUUUUGCGAGAGAGACGAUCGGGACGGAGUUGACGUUUUCGUGUUUUAUUCUUUUGAUAAUAAUAAUUAUCAGCACACGGUCCACUUGGUCCGUUUCCGCAAGAAAAAAAAAGAAAAAAAAAUUGAUGUGUCUAGCUUUGCCGCGUACGCGCAUAUUUAUCUUCGCUAAGUGUGCAAUUAACGCAGUUAGCGAUUGUGUUACAUUAGCGGAUUACGCUUUAGGCGUGUUAACGAGAAUUAAGUGAUACGUAUUUAAGGAUCUGAGUGUCGUAUACGUCACCGAUGAACGGAGGUGGCUCUAUUGCGAAGCCAGGAUUUCGUACACGUUACAGGAUCUUCCCUCCAGCGCAAAAUGCAACGAUCUAAAAAAGACCAUAGCGAAUCCUCAUAUAGGGCAGAUUUUAUAUAAAAGGAUCUUCUCCGAGGCUUUUUAUGCUGAAUAAACUUCGCGUAAAAAAAUCCUCGCGCUUGUAAGGAUUUCUUCGAUACAGCGAAAAGUUUCGUGUAGAGCCUGGCUAGUUUUGUAGAGUCACCUCUCUCCUCCGGAUUAAUGAGAAUCGGCGGUCUUAAAAGAUUCUAGUCAUUAUUGUACGAGACAUUAGACUAUCGAGAUCUCUAUCGCUCGUUUACACAGGACUCUAUAACAAAUCGAAGUUAUUUUUUGAUACUCCUCGAUGCACCCGGAAGCUCUCUCUCUCUCUCUCUCUCUAUUUCUUGCGGCUGCUAUGUCCUCGCAGGACAUUGCUCCGUAAACGUUAAUAAUAAUCCUCGUUCCGCAGCCACGACCCCUGACACGUUACACGGACUAUGUUUACACGUUUAUCUAUAUAUGCCAUGUGCCGAAAUUUCUUUGCGAACGAUUCUUGGGCUCGGUGUAAGCUUAGAAAGGUUUAUUCGAUCGCGACGACAUUCUCAUUAUCUCCAAAUGGAUUCCAUCGUUUUAGUCAUUCUAAUUUAUGCAAAGCAGUUACGCAACCACUUCCUUUAUAAUUAAAAAGAAAUAAUUAUAAAGACAAGAUUUUCUGAUAAAAAAUAAUACUGAAGUACGAGAUAUAGUACAGCUCUCGAUAGUGAAGCUUUUAAGUAUACAUCGAGCCUCUCAGCUUUAGCUGUCAAGACAGCGCAUAGACAGUGCCUUACAUACAAAUACCUGAUUUUACAGUUUACGUAUUGACUUCUUCAGAUAUUUACCAUAGACAAGAAUAUAUCUAGCGAUGCGGAGCAUCCGGAAAGUAGCUGUUAAUUUUGUUAUCGACCUCGUGUAAACAUUGUCUCUGUAUGAAAGUGCGGAAGCAGCGUUUUUCUAUAUCAGUAUCGUAAAGAAUUUUAUAUUUUAAUUUUAUGUUUAAGCAAAAACCAAUCAAGUGUUGAAGAUAUUAAUAUUUAUCAAACUCGUUAUAUAUUAUUU
This is a messenger RNA of Nylanderia fulva, 4073 nucleotides long. RefSeq lists its product as uncharacterized. The record is from RefSeq and is a predicted model, not a curated record. NCBI's taxonomy places the organism in Eukaryota, Metazoa, Arthropoda, Insecta, Hymenoptera, Formicidae. Gene Ontology annotation, molecular function: DNA binding; protein binding. Gene Ontology annotation, cellular component: nucleus. Gene Ontology annotation, biological process: regulation of transcription by RNA polymerase II.